CGAAAAAAAAACCCCAUAAAACUCUUUUUUCGGUCGGUUAACGGGUUAAGUAGCAACUCGGACGGAGGAGAAAAGGGGGAAAAGAGGAGCGCGGAAUUUAAGCAAUACACCGCAGAGCUGCGGCUGUCGUCUCCGCUUGUUCGAGACAGCAACCCUAGGAAAAAGUACUGAUAAGAGGCAAUUGAGAUCAAGGGAGAAUCGCGGGAGGCCGAGCUUUAGCCCUCACUGCUUCCGCGCAUCGCGACGCACGUGUUUCUGGUACUCGAACAUCGUAGUAUAGCGCCAUGAGCGAGGUAACUUAUCUGAACUCGUGAAGAGAGAGAAGGAAACCUCGAGAUCGAGAGUCGAUUAGGUAAAAGUCGACGGGACAUUUGGGCGUGGAAGAAUAGGACGUACUCUCUGGCCUCCGAUCAUUAUCUCUGGUAGCUGCCUUGUUUUUUCGUUGCACUGUUGCUACUGCUGUUCUUCCUGACCUGAAAAGAAGAGGAUAUUAUAGGUAAGCUCCUUCUUGGUUUCGCCCCGAGAGAUAAUGCUUCCAAAGUGAAUUUCAUUGGUUUCUUUGCUCAUAUCAUGGUUCGUUUUCGUUGCGGGAGCUGAGCUCUCUUCUAUUGCUUUUCAUAUUGUUGAAAGCUUGUCUGACGAAAGUUUGAAGUAUGGUUAAGGUAGAACGCAAUGGCACUCGUUACUCGUAGUAUGGCUUUAUGGAUUCCCAGCUUUACCGACAUGUUUCUCAUACUGUAGUUUACCUUUUUGAAUCCUUAUUUCAGUGUGCCUCCUAAUUCUUAUGGCCUUUGGCUUUGAGGUAGCUAUCAAACUAGUUAGUUUGUUUAUUAGGUAGGAAUCUUGUUAGAGCUUGAUGUUAAACGCCGAAACACUUUUUUUUAAAUUGCCUCUGUAUAAUGGUUUUGAUUUUUUAGUAACCUGCCAUUACUGUGUAUGGUCUGUGUGGAUGUUUCAACCUUCAAAUUCAAUUCAUAAUUUCUUUGUCUGUGGUUUCUACUGAGCUGCAAUGAAAAUUGGUUUCUUUUUUCCAGGAUAAACAAUUGGUGAAUUGACAUUUUUGUUUGAUUUCAGUUGUAACAAUGGAUGAGAGGCAUCUUGAAACUAGGCAUGAUCGUCGUGAAGAGAGGGCUGAUCCUGAUGAUUCUCCAAGAGUAGUUGAUGAUUUGGGGCUAAAUGGAGCUGAAAAGUCUAGCAAGCAUUCUGGGAGAGAGAAGGACAGGAAGAGAAGUACCAGAGGAGAUGACAAAGACAAAGACAAGGAUCAUAGAGCGAAAGACAGAGAUAGAUCUAGGAAGAAUAGGGAUGAUGUUUCAUCCGAGAAGUUCACUGAGCAAGGCAAAGAUAGGAGCAAGGAUGUCAAGGCAAAGGAUAAAGAUCACGAUCAGGACAAAUCUAGAGAGAAGGAGCGUGAACGAGAUAAAGAUAAGGAUAAAAAGGACCGAGGGAAGGAAAAGGAUAGAGAAAGGGAGAGAGAGACUGAUAAAGAGAGGGGCAAUGAGAAGACUAGGGAAAGGGACCGAGCAAAGGAUAAGGAAAGAGAGAAAGUGAAUGAAAAGCCUAAGGAUCGAGAUAAGCCAAAAGAAAAUGAGAAAGAUGGGGAGAAAGAUAAGGGACGAGAGAAGACUAAAGAAAGAGAAUUACACCAAGGUAAAGAUCGGUCAAGGGAUAGGGAUGGAAGCAAAGAUGACCUGCGAGAAGAUCUUGGGAGGCCCAAGGAUGAUAGAAUUCCAGUGGACCGGGGACAUGAUGGACAUAGAGGAAAAGUGACUUUCCGUGAGGAAGAGCAGCAAAAUGAUGAUCGCUCUUCCAGUGGAGGACACACAUCAACAUCUGCACUUAGGGAGCGUAUUAUGAAAAUGAAAGAAGAAAGAACUAGGAAAACAGAUACUGGUUCAGAAAUCCUGUCUUGGGUCAGCAGUAACCGUAAGCUCGAGGAGAAAAGGAAUGCUGCAAAGGAAAAAGCCAAGCGGCUGUCAAAAAUUUUCGAGGAGCAGGAUAACAUUGGCGGAGAAGGAAAUGACGGUGAAGACCAUUCACAUGAUUUAGCUGGAGUUAAAGUCCUAGAUGGCCUUGACAAGGUAAUAGAAGGUGGAGCAGUUGUUUUGACUCUUAAAGAUCAGAGUAUUCUUGCUGAUGGCGAUAUCAAUGAUGAGGUCGAUAUGCUUGAAAAUAUCGAAAUUGGGGAGCAGAAGCGCCGAAAUGAGGCGUACAAGGCUGCGAAGAAGCCAAAGGGAACCUAUGAUGACAAGUUCAAUGACGACCUUAUGGCUGAGAAAAAGAUGCUUCCUCAAUACGAUGAACCAGAAGAUGAGGGACUUACUUUGGAUGGUAGGGGACAUUUCAGUGGCGAAGCAGAGAAAAAACUGGAGGAGUUGCGUAGGAGACUACAAGGUGGUUCCACUAAUAAUCGUACAGAAGAUCUGAACUCAUCAGGAAGAAUCUCGUCUGAUUACUAUACUCAAGAUGAAAUGGUUCAGUUUAAGAAGCCAAAGAAAAAGAAAUCCCUGAGGAAGAAGGAUAAGUUGGAUAUAAAUGCUCUUGAAGCAGAAGCCAUCUCCACAGGGUUAGGCACUGGUGAUCUUGGUUCUAGGAGUGACAGUAGAAGGAAGGCCAGAGAAGAGCAAGAGAGAUCUGAGGCAGAAAACAGAAAUGCUGCAUAUCAGUUAGCUUUAGCAAAAGCAGAGGAAGCAUCUAAAGCAUUACGAUUAGGACAAACAGUUUCUGCUGUUGCUGAUGAGGAAGCCAAUGAUAUGGGUAUGGACGAGGAUGAAGACGAUUAUCUCCACAAAUCUGUUGAAAGAGCAAGAAAGUUGGCUCUGAAAAAACAAGAGAAGGCUCUAGUUGGCCCUGAAGCAAUUGCUCGGCUUGCCACCACCAUUAAGAACAGUAUGACAGCUGAUGAGCAAAACCCUGCAACUGAAGAAUCACAAGAAGGCAAGGUUGUCUUCACUGAGAUUGAAGAGUUUGUUUGGGGUCUGCAGCUUGAUGAAGAUGCCCACAAGGCCGAUGCCGAAGAUGUUUUCAAUGAUGAAGAUGAUGCAGCAGUAGCUACUCAUGAGCAUAUGGAAGUUAAGGCCGGUGGGUUGCCCGAAGUAAAUGAGACAGUUAAAGAUGAAGACACUACGAUGGAGGAUGCAAAAGAGGUAGCUCCAGAUGAGAUAAUUCAUGAAGUUCCUGUUGGUAGAGGUUUAUCAGGUGUAUUGAAGCUGCUCCACGAGCGAGGGUCCCUGAAAGAAAGCAUUGACUGGGGUGGUAGAAAUAUGGAUAAGAAAAAGAGCAAGCUUGUUGGCAUUGUAGACACUGAUGACGCGAAGGACAAGGACAAGGACAAGGAGAAGAAUAAGGAUAAGGAUAACGACCGGUUUAAGGAUCUUCGUAUUGAGAGGAGAGAUGAAUUUGGGAGAAUCAUGACACCGAAAGAGGCAUUUAGGAAGAUCUCUCAUACAUUCCAUGGCAAGGCCCCUGGGAAAAUGAAGCAAGAAAAGCGGAUGAAGCAAUAUCAGGAAGAACAGAAGUUGAAGCAAAUGAAGAAUUCAGAUACACCUUCAUUGUCCGUGGAGAGGAUGAGGGAAGCUCAGGCGCAGCUACAGACACCAUACCUCGUUCUUAGUGGUCAUGUGAGACCUGGGCAAACAAGCGAUCCAAGGAGUGGUUUUGCAACGGUAGAAAAGGAGUUUCCUGGGGGAUUGACUCCAAUGCUUGGUGACAAAAAGGUUGAGCAUUUCCUGGGGAUAAAACGCAAGCCUGAGCACCGGGAUGACAGCGCGCCAAAGAAGCCCAGAACUUAAACAAACUUCCAUCUCUUGCUGCUACAUUACGUACCAGUCUAGUAGAGAGAAGUCUCUCGUCAGAGUAUGACCCGGUUAUUGCUCGCUGUUUUCUCUUAUGACUUUAAACAUGUUAUGAUUACCAGUGAAUUCUGAAAGUUCAGUUGCACCAAAUUUUUGCAGAGAUGGGAUGGUAUUUGGGUAAACUUUGCUGAUACUGUUGUCUGCAGUGCCCAUAGGCAAUGUUGCUGCAGUAAAUACUAAAUAGUAAGUUUCAACUGAAAGAUUUUUUGUUCUUUCCCCGUCUCAAAUUGCUUUAUUUUGCCUGGUAUUUGAGCUUUGCUGAUACUGAGGUGUGGCCCUGUGGGAGUGAGAUUCUCUGGCUGCUGAUGCGGCCGAAUUCAUCGAGCUAGCUUAGUUCUGUUUGAUGUUUCCACAACGUGCUGCUCAAUAGGUCAUAGUGUUGAAUCUGUGGUGGAUAAUUAGGCAAAGUCUAUCAAGUUCUAUCUUGUGCAUUAUUUUAGCAUUCGACACCAUCAAUAGUGAAUAUAGAGGUUACUAACAAGUGGCUGCAAAGUCGUCAUCCCACUUUGAUCAGUGGUGCUGUACUAAUGUCGUCUUUCCCACUAGGGGUUGCAUCCAAUUUCCUCCACUUUCUAAGGUCCUCCCUGUAGGAAUGCUGACAAACAAAGGAAAUCCUAUAUCUAGGAGGGUUGUUACAUUUUAGCCUUUCAAUCUGGAUUUCUGUUUUAUGGACAGGACAGGUCGAAGUUGGAAAUUACUUGCAGUUGUCAAAUUGUGUGUUUUGCUUCUUUUCAAGUUUUGGUUUCAGUUGCUUUCUUUUCCCUGUUUUCAGAGUGACCUAAUGUCGUUGGUACAUUUUAUUAAAUAAUUUCUGCUUCCUACUCGAAUGGAUAUAGAUAUAUGGUGCACUUGGUAUGGACCUUUAGCCUAAAAUAGAUUGUAAUUAUCUAAAAUAGAUUGUAAUUAUCAAUUAAUAUCACAGUUGCAGGAGCACUUCUACUAUGCUAUAUAGUAUUGGUGCUUUAAUGUACUAAUUUUAAGUUGUAGCAUAACAUCAAAUGUAUAAGUUUAAAUUGUACCAUAAAAUAAUUUGUACCAUUAUGUUAUGGUACAAGUUCAAGUUGUACCAUAAAAGAAUUUGUACAAAAAGUAUAGGUACAAUUUGAAGUUGUACCAUAAACGCAAAACUCUAUAGCACCAAUACUAUAUAACAUUGCAAAAUUUCUCACUGUUGCAGUAUUCGUAUAGUGUAACGAUAUAAUGUAGAGCCAGGAGGGGGUUUGAAAUUACAUGUAAAAUUUGUAACAAUGUUAGGGAAUACAAAAGUCGGUAAGGUUAGUUUCCCCUUUCAAUUAUCACGGUUCAAGUCAGUUUUUCUUCAUUUAGAUUCCUGGGUCCGGCACCGAAUUAAAGUUAAAUUAUACAUUUUUUGGUCAUUAACAAAUUAGUGUUCUGAUUUUUUUUUUUGUGAAAAUUCAUGUAGUUUUCUUGUUUACAAAUUGUAGAUUGAGUUAGUUUUGAAAUGAAUCGAAUCGAGGAAAAGCAAAUAUCAUAAUACCCAAGUGUUAAGACUUAGUCAACUGAUGGGUCAUGGCUUAACGUCGUACGCUUUGAAUCCCAAAGUCGUCGAAGUAUCACGAUGACUCGAACUUGAAUGGGUUAGGCCCAAUCACACCAAAUCGAAUCGAUGUUUAGAUCGGACCACACCGAAUCAAAUAUAAUAUGGUCCGGUCUUUGGUUUCAUGAAUUUUAUAAACACUAAAAAAAAAU
Linum trigynum is the source of this 5564-nucleotide messenger RNA. The record is from the annotation of a GenBank genome assembly. Lineage: Eukaryota; Viridiplantae; Streptophyta; Magnoliopsida; Malpighiales; Linaceae.